GUGCAGGGGAGGAGGCUUCUUCCGGCCGGCUGCAGGGUAGCUGCGUACGUUGAAGGACACAACCCGCGGAAUUGGUGUCUUCUGCAAGAUUGAAAUCAUGGCAGGUCCAGAAGCUGAUGCCCAAUUCCAUUUCACUGGUAUCAAAAAAUAUUUCAACUCUUACACUCUCACAGGUAGAAUGAAUUGUGUACUGGCCACAUAUGGAGGCAUUGCUUUGAUGAUCUUAUACUUCAAGUUAAGGUCUAAAAAAACACCAGCUGUGAAAGCAACAUAAA
Molecule: messenger RNA, 275 nt
Organism: Neogale vison (American mink)
Lineage: Eukaryota; Metazoa; Chordata; Mammalia; Carnivora; Mustelidae
Product: ATP synthase membrane subunit K, mitochondrial
Exons: 1
Coding region: 98-274 (58 amino acids)
Source: RefSeq, a predicted model, not a curated record